Adineta ricciae is the source of this 420-nucleotide messenger RNA. Lineage: Eukaryota; Metazoa; Rotifera; Eurotatoria; Adinetida; Adinetidae. The record is from the annotation of a GenBank genome assembly.
AUGACGACGAAUUCAUUAUCUGAUCUUAAAAUUCAAUUAAAUACUAUCGAGACAAAAGAUGCAAAUAUUCGAAUUACUACAACAACUAGUCCAAAAAUAGAAUUUCUUGAUGUACAAGUUGAAAAUAAUCAUGGACAACUAAGAACUUCAGUAUUUCAUAAACCAGCAGCUGAACCCUAUAUUGUACCAUUUUUAUCAGAUCAUCCACGUCAUGUUCAUCGUAAUAUAAUCAAAGGACAAUUAAUUCGAGCAGCACGUCUCUGUUCUCAUGUCGAAGAUUUUAACGACGAGAGAUUGAAUACUGAAUUUACUUUACUAUUAAAUGGCUAUCCACCAAGAUUCAUUUCUUAUUAUUUUAAAGAGUUCUUUCAACAAAAUAAUGUAUCAAUCUUGAUGGAGAAAUUAGAGCAAGUCACAUAA